Paramormyrops kingsleyae is the source of this 3951-nucleotide messenger RNA. RefSeq names its product myc-associated zinc finger protein. Gene Ontology annotation, biological process: regulation of gene expression. The record is from RefSeq and is a predicted model, not a curated record. Gene Ontology annotation, cellular component: nucleus. Lineage: Eukaryota; Metazoa; Chordata; Actinopteri; Osteoglossiformes; Mormyridae.
ACGGCAGCGCGCGCGGCGAAGGAGGCCGACGGAUGGCGGGGGGGCGAGCGGAUUGAAUACUUUCCCUUUAAAAUAAGGGGGACAUCGCGGUGAGGGAGAAACUGAGGGGGGAGAAAAGAAGAGAUAAAAAAAGAAAAGAAGGAAAAAGGGAGGGAGGGAGAGAGAUAGAGAAAAAAAAAAGAAAGAUGACAUCUUCUCAAUUGAACACCCGAGGCGGAGUGACGGGUUGUGGCCGGAGGGGAGCGCUUUAGCCGGGGCCAAGACUUCACGCAACACCGAGGCUUUAAUAAACACCCGCCCGGCCUGGCGGUGAUAAUAUAAAAUUGAAAUAAAACAAACAUUUUUUCUAAAAGAGCAUUCUAAGGGAACAGGCUAAUUAUAUUUCGUAACUUUUAAAAUCUAUUAAUAUGUAUUUUUCACUUAAACAAUCGCAUUUUUGCAUGAUUUGAAUGAACAACAGCUUAUGCCUUGUGUUGGUAGCUAGCUAGCUGAAGUAUGACCAGACAGUUAAAAUGAUGCACUCUUAGGUUUUGGUUGUAUUUAAUGUUUGCGGGGGUUUCGUGUGGCUCAGCUUACAAAAGUUAAAAACAAAAUGUCUUCUACCUAACCAGCCAAUAUCCAUCGCUGGUUAUUAUUAGGCAGAUGACCGAAUGGUUAGGUUAGUCAAGUAAAACUAAUAAUGUGGACUUUCAAAGGAAAAUUGUAGGGGGAAUAUUUUAGUUGAUAUGAAUGAAAGCUGUGACAGUAAUAUUAGCUAGCAAGCGGCUGCUGACAGAAAACAGCGGUUACGGUAAUAUUCUGAUGAACUGGCGUUUGCUGUUCAUUUUACUCAGUUAAUUUUAAUGCGUUAUACUCUUGGACGAAAUGGUGUUUUUAUUCCGUCGGCAGCUAGAAGUUAUGAACCCUUAAUAAGGACUGUAUUACGAAGACGGACAAACCACGAGUUUGUUUAAUGAUACUAAAUGCAAAAAUAUUUUUGAUAACUAUUACUCUGACUACAGUUCAAAAUGGAUGCGGCUUGGAGUAAUUUUUUAUUUCAGACACCACCUACCCAAACCCAAGCAGAGACAACUCUCCAAUCAGAUCUCCUCCCAGAACUUACGGGAUCAGUGCAGAACCCGCCUACUGAACACAUAGCCACACCCCCCUCGACGGUGGACACCGCUGCUCUAAAUGAGGAACCUUUACCUGUGAAACCCGUGUCUCGUCCCUCACGUGCCGCUCACAUCUGCCCGCUCUGUAACAAACAGUUCAAGAAUAGCUACAACCUCCGUCGGCACCAGUCAGUCCACACAGGCAUCCGAAUGAAGGAUCGAGUGAUGAGGGACGACAGUGUGAAGGGGCUGCAAGCUGGAGCAGGGAGGACCACUGUCCCUCUUUCCCUGCUGCACCUCUCUGUUCCCCAUCCCACUCCUGAGUCUGUCCCUCACCAGCCAAUUCUUGGCACCCAGGAUGUACAACCCAUUUCCGUAUCUAUCACCACAGCAGCAGUCACCAUGGCUGCAUCUGUUCCUCCGUCAGCUGUCGUGGUUACUGGGGCAAUGGGGCAGCGUCAGCCAAACCCAAAUACGAGCGCAACCCCUGUACGCAAGAACCACGCCUGCGAAGCCUGUGGAAAGGCCUUUCGGGACGUGUACCACCUGAAUCGGCACCGGCUGUCCCAUUCGGACGAAAAGCCCUACUCCUGCCCCAUCUGCCAGCAGCGCUUUAAGCGGAAAGACCGCAUGAGUUACCAUGUGCGCUCACACCAGGGUGGUGUUGAGAAGCCCUACGUGUGCCCCCACUGCGCCAAAGGCUUCUCACGGCCGGACCACCUCAACAGCCAUGUCAGACAAGUCCACUCCACCGAGAGACCAUUUAAGUGUGAGACGUGCGAGUCUGCCUUCGCCACACGGGACCGCCUGCGCGCUCACAUGAUCCGGCAUGAAGAGAAGGUGCCAUGUCACAUCUGCGGGAAGCUGCUGUCUGCUGCCUACAUUACCGAUCACAUGCGAGUGCACGACCAGUCGCAGCACCACUCCUGCCACCUCUGUAACCGCAGUUUCACCACCUUGACGUACCUGCGUGUCCACGCUCAGAAGCACCACGGCCAGGAGUGGAAGGAAAGCGAGGGCCAGAGGGGCGGUUUUGGGGGUACCGGCCCCGGGGGGGUUCUCCUGUGCCAGUUGUGCGGGGUGCAGUGCAAGACCCCCACGCAGCUGCAGGGUCACAUGGGCACACACCGCACAGCCCAGAGCGACCCACAAGCUGCCACCAGUCCUGUGCCACCCACCACCUCGGCCCCCAGCAGCACCGUGUCCCUCAGCGCAUGCGGGAGCACAGGUGCAGUGGGACUUCUGGUUUCGGACUGCUCUGGGAUUGCUCCCCAGCCUCACAGCUAGCGGGGCUGGGGGGGUGGAACAAGAUGACAGAGAGAAACAGGAGGGUGAAGCCAAUCACUCGCUAGGAAAAAGAUCCGGGCAGAGGUGUGUACACACUCACAGGUGAAGCACUGGCUGUUGCUGCACACGCAUGGCGUGUUUUUGAGAUGAGCGGUGUUCUUCAUUCUGCACUCUCACCAUUCUCUGUAGGCUCAGAUAAUAAUAAUAAUAGAUACUUUAUUGAUCCCCUUGGGGAAAUUAUCUUUACACCUCCCUCAACUUGCUCUUUUUUGUAAAGUAAGUUGUGUGUGAAGGGCAGCCUCCCAUAGCAGCGCCCAGGGAGCUGGGGGUUAAGAGUCUUACUCAAGGACCUGCAGACGUGCUGAGGCUGGGUUUGAACUGGCAACCUUCUGAUCACAGGCACACAGGCUUAGCCCACUGAGCCACACACUGCCCCCAUAUUCUGUUAGGAUGUUAAACCACACAACAUGAGAGUCCUUCUCCUUUAUUGUUACUGCCUUGUUUUUUCACUUUUGGAUCCAGACUCAGCCAGAUAGCGUAGCAUAGCAAAGCAGACCUCGCUGGUCCGUCCAUGAGCCUGCCAAUGCGAUGACGUCACUGGAGCCAGGUGGAGGUAGUGACAAUUGAGAUGGAGCUGUCCUGGAUGGUACGGACUCAAUCCUACAUUUGGACCAAAACUGCUCUCUCGGGAAGGCUUAGCAAAUAUUUAUUCUCUCUAAUAAAUAUUUGAUAGGUAACUUAUGUCAGCUACUCUGGUCUACUCACAAACAAAGCAAAAAUGAUCACUUCAAAUAAUAGAGAAAUCGAAGUUGCAUUAGGAUGACUUCUUAUUGAAAGGGACUGCUUCCCCUGGAGAGGUACCAGUUGAUAACUAGGUAGGGCUUUGUCAAACACAGUGUAACUGACUUUUUAAUAUAUAUACCUGUAUAUAUUUUAAUGUAGCGUCUGGAUUUUUUUUUAAUGUCUUGUACUUCGUCACUGACUGGUUGAGGGUUGCUCCCAGCUAUGAUGGUAACGGUCUACUGGGAGAAGAAGAAUAAACAAAUAGAUAUUAAAAUACAUUUAAAUACAGUACAUGAUACCAGAAAGCCCUCACUUCAUGUUUCAGUCAUUAACAGUGGCAAAAGACAGAAGUGAAAUGGGAGUCUGGGAGUGAAUUUGAUCAAAUCUGUAUUCAAUGUAAUCUGUCCACCUCUGUUGAAAUACUUUAAUGGGUUGCUGACUGGUACUGUGCAGUACUAUUUAACCCUGAGCUACUCUACACUAUUAUCAGUAAAUUGAAAAUACGGAGGACCUGCAUAAAUUUACCACGUCUGUAUGUACAUACAGAUUUAAGCUAUUGUCAGUUGCCUUCUACAGUCAUUGUUAUUAUUGAUGUUAAUUUGUUAGCCUUAAGUUAAAAUGAACAGAAAAGUUAUAUUGUGAACGUGUGUCAGGAUGUGUGACAUUGGUUCAUCUGUACCUGUUAACGCUUGUUUAAUGCCACUCCAGUGUUUGUGUUGCUAUAAUAUUAUGUAUUAAUCCCUGUAUAUAUGAACGCUGCAUCAAUAAUAAUAACAUUUACACUGGG